AGUGACUACCACUGCUUUGAUCAAUAGCAGGAAAAAUGGCGCCUGCCAUGGAGAGUUUAACCGACGUACAAAAGCAAAUUUUUGAGAAAAUCAGUAACAAUGAAGUGGCGGAACUUAAAACGUUGUUGGCGGCAAAUAAAAUUAAAAUGGAUUUUGUAGAUGAAAAUGGUAUGAGUCCACUUCAACAUGCCUGUUAUAAGGGAAAUAAAGAAAUAGUACAGAUGCUUCUAGAUCAGGGGGCUGAUGUGAACGCAUGUCAGCAUGAACAUGCAUACACAGCUCUCCAUUUCGCUGCUUUAAGUGGAAAUGCAGAACUGUGCCAUUUGUUAAUGUCCCAUGGAGCUCGUUUGACUGCAACAAAUAGUGUAGGACGAACUCCAGCACAAAUGGCUGCUUUUGUUGGGAAUCACAACUGUGUAGCAACUAUCAAUAACUUUAUUCCAAAGGCUGACAUAGAUUAUUAUGUGAAACCACAGGGUUUACAGACUGAAUCGAUGCUUCCACCGCAUCUAGCAGAUUCUUUCCACAAAUUUAUAAUGCAAGUCAAUGUACAUCCUGUACGCGUAGCUCUAAACUUGCAGAGAUGUCCUGGUCUCUUAGAAAAUGCUGAUAAGGUACAGAAAGUUCUAGAAUCUAUGCGUCACAAAGAAAUGACAAGAGGCGCUGAAACAAAUGUAGUGAUGGCAUUUAAGUAUCAUUACCUCAGUUGUGUCGUCGCCGAAGUAAUUAAAUUCCAAAAAAGGCAAGAAGCAAUGAAGGCAGAGAAAACUGAAAAAACAAAUGAAGAAGGAGAAGAGAGAAAGUCAGAUACUAUAGAAGGUUUAAUAAGAAAAUUUUUAAAAUGUAGCAAAAAUGAUGACAUACCAGAAUACCAAGAAGCUUUUUUAAGAGAAACUGUGAGAGAAUUUCCAUAUCGAGAAAGCACAAUUUUUCGUCAAAUGGUAGCAACUCUUGCAGCUACUGAUCCACCAUCAGCACUAUCGGUAGUAUCGGCUGCAAUUAAUGGUCAAAGAGCUUUCUCUGAUAACGCACAAGUCUGCGUCACAUGUGGAGAAGAUAAAGCUAGUAAAAAAUGCAGUAAAUGUAAAACAGUGCAAUAUUGUGAUAGAGAAUGUCAAAGACUUCAUUGGUUUAUGCAUAAAAAGGCAUGUACUCGAUUAGGUCAAAGUACAACAUCAAACGCAAAAAUAACCGACAUGGACAAAGAACAAAUAAGUAAUGCCGUAAGCUCUAGGUUACAAAAUCUAAAUGUUAAUUAAUUGAGAGCAAAACAAAAUGUGAAAUUUAAUUUUUACGUGGUGUUUACAGAGAGGAACGGACUUUUUAUGUACCACAUUUACAUUUCUAUCCUUGUUUUUUUGUUUGAAAAAUCCACUGUAUAAUUGAUAAUGUAUUAUAAAUAACUUCGUUGUACCCAAAUACUCUAUUAAAAAUGUUAUUUCCUCAGAA
This is a messenger RNA of Osmia lignaria (orchard mason bee), 1449 nucleotides long. RefSeq names its product ankyrin repeat and MYND domain-containing protein 2. The record is from RefSeq and is a predicted model, not a curated record. NCBI's taxonomy places the organism in Eukaryota, Metazoa, Arthropoda, Insecta, Hymenoptera, Megachilidae. Gene Ontology annotation, molecular function: protein binding.